Molecule: messenger RNA, 1763 nt
Organism: Chenopodium quinoa (quinoa)
Lineage: Eukaryota; Viridiplantae; Streptophyta; Magnoliopsida; Caryophyllales; Amaranthaceae
Product: probable BOI-related E3 ubiquitin-protein ligase 2
Exons: 2
Coding region: 193-1293 (366 amino acids)
Molecular function (GO): ubiquitin-protein transferase activity
Source: RefSeq, a predicted model, not a curated record
ACCCUUUUAUUUUCUCUGUUCUUCGUUCAUUGUUUUCUUUCUUAGCCUCCAUACACAUACUUUUUCUCAAGACACCAUCAUUCUAGAGAGAGAAUCUGUUUUCUAGAGAGAGAAAUUCUCUGUUUCUCAUUUUCUUCUGGUUUCUAACAACAAUCAAUCGUUUGAUUUGUGUUUUUAAGAAAAACGUGAAAAAUGGCUAUACAAGCACAGAUGUACCCCGACAAUCUUGGUUUACCAUUGUUAGGUGGUGGUGUUGGUGGUGGUGUUGCGCAACAAGAUUGGUUGUUGUUGGCGAACAACCAUAUGAACAACAACAAUAACACCAGUGUUUUUAAUGGUUGUGGGUUUAAUGAGUUUACUGGUAAUAGUAAUCUUCAACAACAGAAGCAACAACAGCAAUUUCAAUACCAGCAGCAGCAACAACAACAACAACAAGCGUUGUUACAACUUCAGCAACAGUAUUUGGCUCAACUUCAACAACAACAACAACGUGAUUCUUGUGUUAGAAAUAUUAAUAAUGACGGUUUUGUGUUUUUGUCAUCGUCAAAAAAUUGUACAACCACAACAACUGCUACAACGCCAACCGCUAGCACCACUACAAGUGGAAGUUGUGAUUAUCAGAUGCCAAUGAAUUUUUCACCGAGUUUUUCUGAUCAACUCGAAAAACAGAGGCAGGAAAUUGAUAGAUUCAUUACUUUACAGAAUGAGAGGCUUAAAAUGACACUACAAGAACAGAGGAAACAGCAAUUAGGAUCAAUUAUGAGGAAAUUAGAAUCGAAAGCAAUGCAAUUAUUGCGUCAAAAGGACGAAGAAAUUGCAAGAGCAACAAAAAGAACGAUGGAUUUAGAAGAAAUAAUCCGAAAAAUGGAGAUUGAAAAUCAAGAGUGGCAAAGAUUGGCAACUGAGAAUGAAGCAAUGGUGUUAACAUUGAACAACACACUGGUGCAACUGAAAGAACAACAAGCAGGUUGUUUGACAACGACGUCAUCAUCGUGUUGCUCAAACGAAGUUGACGAUGCAGAAUCAUGCUGUAAUGUUGCUGACAACAGCAACAAUGAGUUUUCCAAUAAAAAGAGGAAAAGAGAAGAAACAGGGGUAGUUGUUGCAGAAACAGGGGAGAAGAGAGAGAAAACAGGGGAAGUGUUGUGCAAAGUUUGCAAAACUGGAAAAUCGUGCGUGUUGUUGUUGCCUUGCAGGCAUCUGUGUUGUUGCAAAGGAUGUGAAGCUUUUGUUGAUGUUUGUCCUGUUUGUAAAUCUGUAAAAAUGGCAAGCAUUGAAGCUCUUAUUUCAUGAAAAUAGAUACUCCCUCCGUCUCCGAAUGAUAGUCACUAUUUCCAUUUUUGGACACCCAAAAUGUUAGUCACAUUUCACAAUUUUAGGUCUCAUACAAUAACACAAAAUGACCUAUAUAUCCUCAUUUUUUUGGAUGUAUUAUCUGUGCUUCCCAAAAUACCCUCAUAUUUGCCUUUGUAUUUGUGCCUUAAUUGAAUGAGUUGUCUCCCUUUUUAAUGACAAUGAAUUUCUCUCUCUUCUUUUUGUGUUUGCAAAUGGUUGGGUUUUAGUUCCCAUGUACUUUAUUUAUUUUUCCUUAAUUCCCGUGAUUUUCACCAAAAGUGACUAUCAUUCGGGGACGGAGGGAGUAGGAGAAGAAAAAAAAAAAAAACAGAUUCUUUUUAAUUUUUUUUUAGGAAAAUUUGUCUAGAUUUGAUCAGAGUAAAAAAGAAAAAGGGUGAAAUGAAUUGAAGAAAUGCCCCAUUUUGAUC